Molecule: messenger RNA, 1490 nt
Organism: Aplosporella prunicola CBS 121167
Lineage: Eukaryota; Fungi; Ascomycota; Dothideomycetes; Botryosphaeriales; Aplosporellaceae
Exons: 1
Coding region: 114-1022 (302 amino acids)
Molecular function (GO): oxidoreductase activity
Source: RefSeq, a predicted model, not a curated record
UAGGGCAGGGAGGCACGGGUAUAUAUAUAUGUGUGCUGGGGGGAGGGUGAAGGGGAUAGCAUACUCACUCACUGACUGCCUCAAUUACGCCUAUACCUAGCAUCGCCACCACCAUGACAACAGCGGCACCACACCCCACGCCCGCGCACGAGCUGCCCCAGGCCCAGCCUCAGUCUACCAACAUCUCCACAGCACCAACACCGCACGCCUUCGCCGUCCCCCGCGGCCCCGUCACCGCAACCCUCACCUACUACGCCCCGCCCGCCGACAACAGCACGCCCUACAACUACGUCGAGACGCCCCCACCCGGGGUGCCGCGCUCGAACUUCGGGUCCGCCGACCACGCCAUCACCAUCAACGACAUGCGCGGGCACGAAGCCGACUUCGACCUAGACCGGCACUCAUUUGCGGCGCUCUCCAACGUGCCGUCUGAAGAACACGCCUUCGUCGACGACGCCACGAUCAAGCGCGUGUACUACCCGGAAGUGGAGGCGCUGCUGCUGUCGCAGCUGCCAGGGACCCCGCAGCGCGUGCUCCUGUUCGACCACACGAUCCGCCGGGCCGGGAAGGCGGACGCGGCGCGCGGGCCCGUGACGCGCGUGCACAUUGACCAGACGGCGCGGGCGGCGCUGGCGCGCGUCCGCCACCAUUUGCCGCACGAAGCGGACGCGCUGCUGCGCGGCCGCGUGCGCAUCGUCAACGUGUGGCGCGCGCUCAACGGGCCCGUCGUCUCGUUUCCGCUGGCCGUGGCGGACGGGAGCACCGUCCGCGGCGAGGACUUGGUCGGCGUCGAACACCGCUAUCCGGACCGCGUGGGGGAGACGGCGGGUGUCAAGUUUGAGGAGGGCCAGCGGUGGUGGUAUUGGAGUGGCAUGGGUGAGGGGGAGAGGCUGCUGCUGCUGUGUGCUGAUAGUGAGAAUGAGAGGGGUCGCGCGCCGCACACUGCUUUCGUGGAUCCGAGGACUGAGGAGGGGGCGCCCGGGAGAGAGAGCGUCGAGGUUAGGGCGCUGGUGUUUGGGUAGGUGCCCGGGGUGGGUCGGUGGGGGAUGGAGAGGGAGGGGUCUGGGGAACGGGGGUUGAGCAACAGGGUUAAGUAACGAAUCACGGCCAUCUGCAUUCAUUUAAUAUUUUCUUUCCAGCUUCAGUAUCAGUAGCGGCACGCACCCACCUACCAACGUCGUACCUAGUUAAUCCAUCCAUCUUUCUCUACUAUAUCCACGCCCCGAGUCUCCGCAGUAGCUAAGGUAUGCAGGUGAUCCACCGGCCCUUUUCUCGGCCGCCCGAGUGUUCGGGCAGCAACGGGCAACGGGCAACGGGCUAGUUAGGUGGCUAGUUACUACAGUAGCAAGCAUGCAAUAUGUAGUAAAGCCUUGGUGCAUCAGGCGCGCGCUUGUGGCGUUCCUACGUGGUGUUGGUGGCGUAUGUGGUGUUGGCGCUUGUGGCGUAUGGGUACGGGUACGGUGCGGUGUUAGUGCGGUGUUGGGUUGGGC